Drosophila serrata is the source of this 1423-nucleotide messenger RNA. RefSeq lists its product as uncharacterized. Lineage: Eukaryota; Metazoa; Arthropoda; Insecta; Diptera; Drosophilidae. The record is from RefSeq and is a predicted model, not a curated record.
CAAAACAGAGCCAAAAAAAAUACGCAAAAUGGGUGCAAAGUUGUUUUUGUUGGCACUAAUUGGCUGCCAAUUUCUGCUGAGGAGCGGUGACUGUUUUGAGGCCAAGCGAUUCUUUGGCGUGGGAAAGCGGAUUCCUGGUGACCAGCUUCUGGUCAAGGAUGUGCGUCACUCGCGUCCUGCCGGCGCCGAGGAACUGCCCCGUGUGGACUUUACAUACGAGGUCCUGGAACCGAUUACCUGCGUUGAAAUUCUGUCAGAGGAAAACAUUUCGGCGGAGGUGAUAUUCAGCCUGGUGAACCGUCUCAUCGUGGGCAUGGUCCGGCUGGCGGGCAGCAACGAAAGUGGUGUCUCUCCUAGGACAGAGGCCAGUGUUCAAGUUCCGCCACCAACUGCUUUCGAUGUGACCAUUAUGAUCUUUGGCCUGAAUGAAACCGCCGUCAAUUAUGAUCCCUCUAUGAUCGUCAAUCCCGACCAGCAGUACGAGGGUGAAAUGGAACCCUAUAGCGGCUUGGAGGUUGAGCAGAUUUCGGAUGCCGAACUGUAUGAUAAUAACCAACGAGAGGCACUGGAAGUGGAGGAGGAAGAUUUGGAUGGCGACCACUCCUACGAGGAAAUCGAUGAGUCUACAGAAGGACUAUUUACGCCCACAGAUUACUUUGAUAAGCCGGACAAGAUUAUUGAAAUUGGACAGAGACAGCCGGGCGAUCAACUGGUGUACGACUGCUACCAUGUAGCGCCUGAUGAUUCCGCUGAUAAAAAGAUAAAUCGAUCGGUCAUAUUUUACUAUAUCGAUUCGGCCUCUAUAACCUAUGUCAAGUUUGUCAUUAUGGAUCACUUUGGAAACAAGAACAUCUCGGAUCCCAGCUACGUUGCUCCCGUGGCAGAGUAUAGUCACUUCUCAAGAAAUACCCUAAAGGCCGUCAUCACGGACUUUGACACGGAGAGUCUAUUCGUCAAAAUGUUCAUCUACGGAUAUCCUGCUAAUGAGGCUCCGACCACAUAUGUUCCCUUCCUGCCGCCGCCACACUGGCAGGGAAAUGGCGCCUCCACGGAUCCUCGUAGUCCGCUCUUGACACCAGUGCAAACGAUGCAGCUGCUCCUGAUGACCGGCCAGAAGACGACUCCGCCGCCGGUGGUCUACAAUGACAGCGAUACCGAGAAGCCGGGAACCAUCAAGGCGGAGGAUAUGGAGUUCACACGGAUCACAAACGAUUUAGACGAAUCGGAUUCGGCAAUGCGCCAACUGGAUUCGAAAUUUGUGGUCUGGCUGGGACUGUUACUGCUCCUGGUGCUGCAUCACUAGCGAGGAGUCAUUAGUUAAUCCAUGGAAAGCUUUAUGAGUAGUCUUUAGUCCAACAUUCUGUGUAUUGUAUUUUACGAAAUAAACUUUUUUGGCCUAACCCAAGCACACCACACAGACACA